This is a messenger RNA of Selaginella moellendorffii, 814 nucleotides long. RefSeq lists its product as uncharacterized. Bases 24 to 791 code for a protein of 255 amino acids. The transcript is spliced from 4 exons. The record is from RefSeq and is a predicted model, not a curated record. Lineage: Eukaryota; Viridiplantae; Streptophyta; Lycopodiopsida; Selaginellales; Selaginellaceae.
CAGCCCUAGAUUGGCUUCUCACCAUGGAUCUGACGUGGCAGGCGCAGGGUUUAGGGUUUAUGCGGGGAAUGAACCGAGCAGCGGCUUUUCUCCGGGCCAGGUGCGAGAGGGCGCGGGAAUCUGCGUCUCUGUUCGUCAAGGCUAGGAAGAAGAAUGCGAGGAAAGCGCAGCGCAUCGGGAGGAAGAUCAUGCACUAUUUGCGCACCGAUUUCAAGGAGAUUGCUUGGCCCUCCUCGCUUCCCAAUCCUCCCGGCCGGCCUCGGCGCCAGAGAUUCUUCGCCAAAGAGACUUUGAGAGAGGCAUGGAAGCUCUACAAGAAGUCGUGGACGUCCGAUUUCGAGAUCUAUGGCGUGGUGGUGAAAUCUUCCAAGAAGAAAGAAGCCGCUGGAGGUGGUGCUGCCGCUGGCCCUUCUCGUGGAACCACACCACAGGAUGAAAAGUUUCCAUCGAUUUACGAGGAACUCGAAGCAGCAGUCAAGCUUGGAGGAGAGCACGUCAAGCCGGCGCUCCAGCGGAUCUACAUGACCCGAGCAACCGUGUACCGCGACGCCGUGCGGAGUUUCAUCGAUGGAUACAAGCAAGGCAUCCGUGAGUCUGCCGAGAAGAGCACCGCCGACGACAAAGCCACGGAACAAGUCGUCAACGAAGCCAAGCGAGCUGCCGAAGAAGCUGCAAAGUCUCAGAGGCAGUACGCCGCUCCAUCGUCUUCGCCUUCUUCGUCAUCUUCUUCACGUCCGCCAGAGGAAGGCGAGAAAGGCGAGAAGAAAAGCUCGGCAGCCGACGCCGGGUGAUGACUCGUCUUCCGUAACGCAUA